This is a messenger RNA of Symbiodinium natans, 582 nucleotides long. The record is from the annotation of a GenBank genome assembly. NCBI's taxonomy places the organism in Eukaryota, Dinophyceae, Suessiales, Symbiodiniaceae.
AUGCCGGCAGACCCCAGCCUCCUGCACGAGGAUGACCCGAGCGCACCCCGCUGCUCAGGACGCGGGGCGUGGCGGGAUUGCACGAUGCACGCUUUCACCGGUUCGGCCUGGUCGGACGAGUGGAGCCAGUUCGUCUGCAACAAGUGCGGGGUGCGCGGAGGGCCGGUGGAGGCAGCCCGGUAUCUGGACCGGACGGAGGUUGACGCGGAUUGGUGCCUGAGCGAGUUCACUCGCGAGGGCCGGAGUUUUUCGCAGCUGAAGCUGCAGGGUGUGGGCCCUCUACGUGCAGAGCCUUCGCGUCACUGGCUCAACCGGGAGACUUGGUCCAAGCCCGCAUUGGAAACCGAGCCUCCCGAGGGAUUCUGGGACGCGAUGGCCCUGCAGGUAGAGAUGGAGCAGGGAGUGUAUCAGAUGACGCUGGCCGAGCGGAGGGGCCUCCACAAGUUUUUGAUGUGGAUGGACCCGGACACUCGGAAGCUCUACCGACAUUAUCCCGUGGUCGAUCCGCCGAAGAAGCGGAAGCAGCCCGGCGACGAUGCGGUAGAGCUUCCGAGCAGUUCCACGAGCAGGCGGGCGGGGUGA